Messenger RNA from Macadamia integrifolia, 1651 nucleotides. Its product is annotated as glutamine--tRNA ligase, cytoplasmic. The transcript has 14 exons. The record is from RefSeq and is a predicted model, not a curated record. Gene Ontology annotation, cellular component: cytoplasm; cytosol. Gene Ontology annotation, biological process: glutaminyl-tRNA aminoacylation. Gene Ontology annotation, molecular function: ATP binding; glutamine-tRNA ligase activity. The coding region runs from base 191 to 1636 and encodes 481 amino acids. Lineage: Eukaryota; Viridiplantae; Streptophyta; Magnoliopsida; Proteales; Proteaceae.
UUUUUUUACACCGUGGGCAGCAAGAAAAACCCCCAUUCCGGCUUCACUAUUAAACCCUGUGACGACUGCGUUUUCACUCACUUUCUUCUUCAUCCGUCGGCUAAGGUUGACCUUCCUCUCCGUUCAAACCUAUCAUAGAUCGGCCUUCUUCGUUUUGCAGACUCUUGGGGAUCAACUGGUUGCAGUAACAAUGGUGGUUAAAGACGAGAACAGUGAGAGAUCACUGGAGUUGUUUCUGAAAAUCGGAUUGGAUGAGAGGACUGCUAAGAACACCAUUGCGAAUAACAAGGUUACCGCUAACUUAAACGCCGUCAUCCAGGAGGCAGCUGUGACUGAUGGAUGCAGUAAAGUGGUUGGGAAUCUACUCUAUACGGUUGCUACGAAAUUCCCUGCGAAUGCACUUAAACACCGGGCGACGUUACUGGAAUCUGUUGUUUCAUCGAAGAUUAAAACACCUGCUCAGUUAGAAGCAGCUUUUUCAUAUCUUGGGAAUGUUGGGCCAGAUGAAUUUCCAGUUAAUGAGUUUGAAGAAGCUUGUGGUGUAGGAGUAGAGGUUUCUGCAGCAGAAAUUGAAUCCACUGUUACUGAGGUUUUUGAAGAGAACAAGCAUGCCAUCUUGGAGCAGCGUUAUCGAACAAAUGUUGGUGAUCUACUUGCACAAGUACGAAAGAGGCAUCCAUGGGCUGAUCCUAAAACUGUGAAGCAAGUAAUAGAUGCAAAAUUAUAUGGAUUACUUGGUGAGAGGACUGCAGCAGAUGAUGAAAAACCUUCAAGAAAGAAGAAAGAUAAGCCUGCCAAAGUAGAGGAUCAAGUCCGUGUUGUGGAUACUCCUUCAGUGCCAUCCCCUGAAGAGGAAAUUAACCCUUAUUCAAUAUUUCCUCCACCCGAGGAAAAUUUUAAGGUUCAUACUGAAAUAUUCUUUAGUGAUCGCCCUGUAUUGAGGGCAUGCAACACAAAGGAAUUGCUUGAGAGGCAUUUGAAAGCAACCGGGGGUAAAGUCUUAACUCGCUUCCCACCAGAACCAAAUGGCUAUCUACAUAUUGGUCACGCCAAGGCAAUGUUUGUUGACUUCGGGCUGGCAAAAGAGAGAGAUGGAUGUUGUUACCUGAGGUAUGAUGAUACAAACCCUGAAGCUGAAAAGAAGGAGUAUAUUGAUCAUAUUGAAGAAAUUGUUCAAUGGAUGGGUUGGAAACCCUUCAAGAUUACUUAUACUAGCGAUUAUUUCCAAGAUUUGUAUGACCUUGCUGUGGAGCUGAUACGUAGAGGUCAUGCUUAUGUUGACCACCAGACUCCUGAUGAAAUAAAAGAGUAUCGGGAGAAAAAGAUGAACAGUCCUUGGAGGGACAGGCCAAUCGCUGAGUCAUUGAAACUGUUUAAUGAGAUGAAACUUGGCAUGAUUGAUGAAGGGAAGGCAACCCUUAGGAUGAAACAAGACAUGCAGAGUGAUAACUUUAACAUGUAUGACCUGAUUGCUUACCGUAUAAAGUUUACUCGUCACCCACAUGCGGGAGACAAAUGGUGUGUUUAUCCAAGCUAUGAUUAUGCUCAUUGCAUUGUGGAUUCCCUUGAAAAUAUCACACACUCGGUAUGUUUUGUUGUUUUAGUUUUGAUAGAUAUGUUUUCCUUGAUAUAUUAAUCUUUUGGAUCCAUG